UAUGGCUAUUUAUCAUUUUGGUCACUUCCAAGAUUUAUAUACUGAUCGGUGGUACUGUUCAAGGUUUCCCCAAUUUGUUAGUGAAUACCCAAAAUUUGAUAUUCCCAUCACUAGCUUAUAUAUGUCAGAUUCAAGGCGACAAGUAGAAUCGCCUAGAAGUAGUAUCGUGGGUGUGCGAGUGGAAACAUGUUAAUAAUAAGUUUUACAAAUAGUUUAUCUAAUAUUAAAUGUCAAGUGCUGAGUAUAAGUGGACAAAAUACUUUAACAAACAGUUUACCUUCUUGAUCGAGUGCUAAAUUAGUUGUUUUAUUUAGUAAAUUUAAGCAGAAAAUUCAUUGAGCUCGUGACCAUGCCAAAAGGGAAACGAAAGGGGCGGUCUGAUCGCAAUGGUCGUCAUCAUGAGAAUGGCGGUGGUUCUUUAAACUCCUCUGAAGAUGAGUCAUACAACCUUGACAAUGCUAGUGUAGCUAGCAACUUUUCGGAUGCUACUGCCGAGGAUCCAGAUGAUGGCGCUGCUUUGGCCGAUGAUCAAAUGGAGGAGAAACUGGGGGAACUCAUUGAUGGAAUGGCGCAGAAAUCCUCUCAGGGCCGAGUCAACUGCCAAGAGCAGCUUGUAAAGGCCUUUGUCAAGAAGUACAUGCCCGGAUUCAUCAAGGAAAGAUACUUCACCAUAUGUGACUGCAUAGAGCGUAGUUUGAAGAAAGGUGGCGGAGCAGAAAAGGCGGCCGCUGCUGAAUUGGCUACUGUGAUAUGUGUCCAGCUAGGCAAUGAUGACAGUACAGAGGAAAUUUACAAGUUACUCAAACCGGUGCUGCUCACAAUGAUGUGCGACACCUCCGUAGCCGCAAACAUCAGGGCAAAGUGCUGUACGGCUCUGAGCAAUAUGACGUUUCUGUCUGGAUGCGAAAUCGGCGACGUAAUCCACCUGAUGCAACAGCUGGAGUCAAUCUUCUCAGCCAGUUAUUUGAAAGGUGAUGGGAGUGUUCCCAUCGUCUCCGCAGAAAUGGCAGUACUGCAUGCAGCUGCUAUAUCCUCUUGGAGUCUUUUGCUGACGCUGGUUAAUCCUGCAGACAUCGAUGCGGUCGUCAAUAGUAAUGCGAAAAGAAUGUCGUUGGAAAAGUUAUCAGAGCUACUGGAGUCUAUUCACCUUGAAGUGAGGAUGUCUGCGGGCGAAGCCCUAGCACUUGUUUAUGAACUCGGUCGCAACAACGAUGAAGACUUUGAGGAGGAUUUUGCCAUGGACAUUACGGAAACGCUGAAGCAACUUGCUACCGAUUCCCAUAAGUACAGGGCUAAGAAGGACAGGAAACAACAAAGGGCGACUUUCAGGGACAUACUACAGUUUAUCGAGAGUGACACGGUACCUGAAAUCCAAGUAAAAUUCGGGAAGGAAGUAUUGGUCUUGGACACAUGGACAAGAAGGAAACAGUAUGAUACGCUUUGCAACAUUCUAGGCCCCAGCAUCAACAUUCAUUUGACAGAAAACGAGUUAUUGAGAGACAUAUUUGAAAUAGUUGGACCACCACCUACUACUGAAAUACCAACAUAUGCUCAAAACCAGAUGGAGAGGAACAGAAAGGUAAUAAAGCUUGUACCAUAAACGCACAUACAUAUGUAUACAUUGAAAAUACUAAUAUUGAUUUAAGACUCCUAUCAUAUUCAGGAUGUAACAUUAACAUGUUUUCAGCGGGCAUUGAACGCAGCCAACAACAAAGCCAGGACCAUCUCCAGAGGAAAGAACAGGGACAAAAGAUCAGACUUUUAACUUUUUACACUAUUGAUUUUUAUUCAAAAUUCUUUAUUUAUUACCGUAUUCUUGUAGUCGGUAUUUAUUGUAUCAUCAACAUCAAAUAUGUAUUGGCUGGAAUUGAAAACGUGUAGCUUUUUUAAAUUGUGUAUUACCUGAAUAAACCUUUUUUGUUACACUGAAA
This is a messenger RNA of Acanthoscelides obtectus, 1931 nucleotides long. Lineage: Eukaryota; Metazoa; Arthropoda; Insecta; Coleoptera; Chrysomelidae. The record is from the annotation of a GenBank genome assembly.